CACUUGCCGGCCAAGACGGUCCUCCUCGACACAUGGACCGAGUGCGAAGCAUUUCGCCACAAUGGCAUCACGCGCUAUCAACACCACAUCAAUCCGUCCGUGACCAACCCGACGCUGCGGUCGACGGCGCGGGACGAGUGGGAACACGUCAAGACGAUCUUGCUCCAGUACCUGCCGGCGUCGCAGAAGGCCGGCGCCGAGCUCAGCGAUGUCGACAUGGACGUGUGCCGGACCGCGUUCCACGAAAGCCAAAAGAAUCGCCGGUUGAGCAUUGCGAUGGACACGGAGACGAACAACUUGCUCGAGAAUUACCCGUCGCCCCACCUCUUUUAUCGCGUCCAGCACGACGUGCUUCGCGCCCUCGAGGAAGGGCCGUUCCGCCACUUUAUUGCCGGGAAAGGCUACAUGAUGAUUGUAGACCGCAUGAUCCGGCGGUAG
This is a messenger RNA of Saprolegnia parasitica CBS 223.65, 438 nucleotides long. RefSeq lists its product as hypothetical. The transcript has 2 exons. NCBI's taxonomy places the organism in Eukaryota, Oomycota, Saprolegniomycetes, Saprolegniales, Saprolegniaceae. The record is from RefSeq and is a predicted model, not a curated record. The annotation marks the transcript as partial.